This is a messenger RNA of Aspergillus niger, 441 nucleotides long. RefSeq lists its product as hypothetical. The record is from RefSeq and is a predicted model, not a curated record. NCBI's taxonomy places the organism in Eukaryota, Fungi, Ascomycota, Eurotiomycetes, Eurotiales, Aspergillaceae. The transcript has 6 exons. Bases 1 to 441 code for a protein of 146 amino acids.
AUGGGACAUACCUCAUCCGACAUGAUUACCCUUUACGAAUCCAAAAACCGUGUUGACGGAAUAGUCGGUGGAAACAAUCCAACGGGAAGACAGAGUUUAAGACUGCACGCCAGGCCAACACUUUUAGUAGUACCGUAUAGGAGGUAUCCUAUACAAAGUUCCCGCACAUUUGUUUGGAUCCUUGGUAUCACAGGCUCCAGAAAGGUCCACUGUCCGAGAGCUAAAUUCCACCACAAAGGGGUGCGGACUAUGCUAUGGUUACUUGCUACGGUGCCGGCGGAAGCAACGGUCAGCAGCUCAUUUGUGCCGGUAACUAAUGGUUUCAACUACCAGCAUCAUCAGACUGUUCUCUUCUCAGGUGUUAACGCUCCCGAUCAGCGCCCCCUCGUCAAACGCCAUCCAUCAUUCGGCAGUGCCGCUCUCAGUUCGCCGCUGUCGUAA